This is a messenger RNA of Pocillopora verrucosa, 4021 nucleotides long. RefSeq names its product ATP-binding cassette sub-family C member 4. Gene Ontology annotation, cellular component: membrane. Lineage: Eukaryota; Metazoa; Cnidaria; Anthozoa; Scleractinia; Pocilloporidae. The record is from RefSeq and is a predicted model, not a curated record. Gene Ontology annotation, molecular function: ATP binding; ABC-type transporter activity; ATP hydrolysis activity. Gene Ontology annotation, biological process: transmembrane transport.
UGAGGCUAAGGGUGACCUAAUUAUGAUACAAAUCUUGCUGGCCUGAACAUCUAUCAUGCACAAUCGUUUCGACGCAAUUUGUUCAGCUGCAAUUGCUUGUUGUCUGUCCUCAAGUUAAAAUGUAGGUGGUUGGAUUUUGUGGUGAUUAGAUCCCAAUGAAACAGAGAAGUGGAUACAGGAAAAACUCCAGAGUCGAAAAUGAAGAAAAAUCCCAAGAAGCCGGCUAUCUGUCCGCUCUUCUUUAUCAAUGGAUGAACAGUAUCUUCAAGACAGGUGCUCAACGACCUUUAUAUCAGGAGGACUUUUUACCCUUGACGAAGGAUGACUCGGCCUUCUUCUUGACCAACAAACUUCAGGCAAUUUGGAACGAGGAGAGAGAUAAAAGCAAGAAAAAUGGAAAAAGACCUAAGCUUUGGAAAUGCUUAUUCAAGAUGCUCUCCGUUGACGAUCUCUUGGUUAUUGUGUUCGGGCAAGGCUUAUGUUCAACUUAUCUUCUACUUUAUCCAUUGUUUCUUGGAUAUCUUGUUUCCAGUUUAAUGUCACCUGAAACAGAAAAAAAUCCUCUUUACUAUAUCUGCGCAUUGGGUUUAUGUUUCAUUUCUUUGGUUGGAACUUUCGGUUUACAUCAUAAAGGUUACAGGUCUGAGCUGUUUGGGAUCCGAAUUAGCAGUGCCUUAAGAGGUUUGGUGUACCGUACGAGCCUUCUUCUAAACAAAGAAACACUUCAAAAAUUUACGACAGGGCACGUCCUUGACCUGAUAUCUAAUGAUGUUAAAAGAAUGGAGAAUCAAACUUUCCCACAUUUUUUUGGAUUACCGUUCAACGUCCUCGAAAUUGUGGUGGUAGUGCCUCUUCUUGGUUUCAUGAUUGGCUGGCAAGCCAUCGUGGCAGCCAUUUUCCUCCUCUUACUUGUUCCAUAUUUCGCUGAGUUAUCCUAUGCCAGCGCUGCAGUGCGUCUGCGUACAGCGGCUGUGUCCGAUCGACGCAUUUCGCUGAUGAGUCAGGUGGUUGCAGGGAUACGUGCCAUAAAAACGCAUGCGUGGGAGGAUAAAUUCCAAGAAAAAAUUCGCGACAUACGAAAGCGUGAAAUUAGCGCCAUUCAUCUGAAGAAUGCUCUUCAGUCAACUGUUGAUGGCUUGCUGUUCAGUGUACAGGCUAUGGCAACCUUGGUAUCAGUCCUCACUAUGAUGCUGACUGGUCAGACCAUCACACCUGUGAAUGUUUUUGUGCUCCUUUCUUAUGUCGGUAUUCUCAGGCGAAGUACUUGCAAUGAGAUGGCUAUUGGUUUCCUCUUAGCAAACGAUGCCUAUGUUUCUUUAGGCAGAAUCGAAGACUUUCUUCUUUUAGACCAACUGCCUGGAAAUUCCGAAGAUGAACAUGAAGAGGACAGAUAUGACCCCGAGAUUAACUCUGUCAAACGAAAAGAGAAUACGGACCUUGAUUUCUCUGCUGUCGAAUUAAAAGAUAUGGAAAGGCCAUCACCACUUUUAGUAUCAGACUUAACAUACAAAGGAACUGAUCGUGAACAUAAAUUCAUUCUCCAGGACAUCGAGUUCAUCACACCGUCAAAAAGUUUAACAGUUAUCACCGGGCCAGUGGGUAGUGGAAAGUCCACUCUUCUGUCAGUGAUCGCCGGAGAAAUCUCAGAAACAAGUGGAACGAUAACCAAUCGAGCAAAGAUCGUCUAUUUGCCACAGACCGCAUGGAUUUUUUCUGGAACUAUACGAGAAAACAUUUUAUUUGGCCAGCCAUACGUAGAAACCAAGUACGCCUGCGUACUCGAGGCCUGCGCUCUCAGGAAAGACAUUCAGCACUUUCCUGACGGUGACCUAACAGUUGUAGGAGAACGUGGCGAGGUACUGAGUGGAGGGCAGCAGGCGAGAGUGAGUUUAGCUCGUGCAGUUUACGCUGACGGAGAUCUUUAUCUAUUAGAUGAUCCGCUGAGUGCUGUUGACUCGAAAGUAGGACAACAUAUUUUUGACAAAUGCAUCAAAGAGCUGCUAAGGGACAAAACCCGUUUAUUGACUUCUCAUCAUGAACAACACAUGAAAGAUGCCGAUGAAGUGAUUGUGAUAUACAAAGGGCGCUUGCUGGGAAAGGGACGUUUCAAUGAGCUGCAAGAAAAAGGCAUUAUUAGUUCAACCAUCAACCCGCUCCAUAAAACAUCCCUAAAUGACAAUAGUGACUUGAACGAGAGCCUUGGCUGGGAUAGUGAUUCAAGUUCGGUAAAUACUGGAAAGCGUGGAAGAAGAGCACCUCUUUUCAAUGAAGGAAAGUGUCUCCAAAUGUCCAAAGAAGAUCGUGCAGUUGGAGUGGUGACAUUCAAGCUCUACUGGGACUACUUUAGAAGUGGACUACAUCCCUUAGUUAUUAUUGUAGUGCUCUGUUUCUGUAUUAUCACGCAAGUUGUGAUAGCUGCUCCUGAUCUGUGGCUUCCUUUUCUCAUAAAGCAAACCCCAGAUGAGCAGAGAGAUGAGACAAAUCUGGCUAUCUAUGGAAUGCUGGUGGCUGCAUGCUUUAUAUUUGCUGUCGUUCGAGCAUACGGAUUCCUUAUGGUGUGUCUGAGAUGCGCUGAUCGUCUUCACGACAAAAUGGUUGUGGCAAUUUUACAAGCUCCGGUUCUGUUCUUUGAUUCAAAUCCCGCCGGAAGAAUCCUAAAUCGCUUUUCUAAUGACAUAGGCUGUGCGGACGAACUGUUACCCAAAACAUUUCUGUUGGCGGUGGAAAUUCUCUUGCUGAUGUGUGCUGCUGUACUCAUACCAAUUGCGUCAAAUCCCUGGCUUCUGUUAGUUGCUAUUCCGCUGACCGUGUUAUUCGUGUACAUUUCGAAGUAUUACAUGAAGAGUGCCAGAGAACUGAAACGUUUGGAGUCAAUAUGCCGCAGUCCAGUCUUUUCUCAUUUCUCAGAGACAGUGAGAGGACUGAGCACAAUUCGGACAAGAGGAAGACAGAGUGAUUUUAUUGAUACAUUUUACAGAUAUCAAGAUAUUCAUAACCAGUCAUAUAUUUUGGUGAAGGCGAGCGGCAGAUGGCUCGGUGUACGCCUUGAUCUUAUGGCUACCUGUUUGGUUGGUGCAGCCACUGUAGCAGGCGCGUUAACAGCUCAAAAUGCCGCUUUUGCUGGGCUUUCCUUUGUUUACGCCAUUCAGUCGCUGACCUGGCUUCAAUACUGUGUCAGAACAACCUCUGAUGUGGAGAAUUAUAUGACCUCAGUUGAAAGAAUCAUCACCUACACCAGGCUUGACUCUGAGCCUGGAUACGAAGUGAAGCGACUCCCCCGGGAAGACUGGCCAAAUGAAGGGAGUAUCACAUUUAGAGAUGUAUCAUUGAUUUACUAUCCAGGGGGACCUCAAGUGCUAAAGAAUAUAAAUUUAAGCAUCAAAGGGGGAGAAAAAAUCGGCGUUGCUGGCCGCACAGGUGCAGGAAAGUCAUCGUUUGUAGCAGCUCUUUUGCGCAUGCCUGAUGCUGAUGGAGAAAUCAUGAUUGAUAAUGUCCCAAUAAACGAGAUGAACAUCCAAGAGGCCCGGCGAUGCAUCUCUGUUCUUGGCCAAAAUCCUGUCCUUUUCAGUGGAUCGUUGAGAAGUAAUCUGGAUGUGUUGGAGCAUUAUCAAGACGCUGAUCUUUUGCAAGCUCUAGAGGAUGUGCAGCUGAAAGAUUUUGUAGAAAAUUUGAAAGGACAGUUGGAGCACGAGUUGAUGGAAGAUGGAGCAAAUGUCAGUGUUGGGGAGCGGCAGUUGAUUUGCUUGGCUCGUGUGUUGCUGCAGAAAAGCAGGAUCAUCAUAUUAGACGAACCUACUGCCCAUGUGGAUCCAGAAACGGAACAAACCAUCUGGAAAGUAGUGCGCGAUAAACUGAAGGACUUCACUGUCAUUACUAUAGCACACCGUUUGAACACCAUUAGAGACUGUGAAAAGAUUUUGGUUUUCAAAGAUGGAGAGGUUGAUGGAUUUGAUAAAUUUGAGUCGCUGUGAACCUAAAGGAAGGUAUACAUUGGACAAACUAGUACGAGUUUGAAAAACUU